Molecule: messenger RNA, 1197 nt
Organism: Dovyalis caffra
Lineage: Eukaryota; Viridiplantae; Streptophyta; Magnoliopsida; Malpighiales; Salicaceae
Source: the annotation of a GenBank genome assembly
AUGGAAGGAGGUGAUGAUCAAUUCCACCACCACCACCAGAACCACCAUCAGCACCACCAACGUCCAAACUUCCCAUUCCAACUACUGGAAAAGAAAGAAGACGAACCUUGCUCAUCCUCUUCUCCUUACCCUUCUCUUCCAACCCCCACUACCGAACCAAUCAACAACAGCAACAGUGCUAACUCAAACCGUUCUACCUCUAAUCUCCAAAUUGCUACUGCAGAACAAUCAAAGAAACCCCCUCCAAAACGAACAUCAACAAAAGACAGACACACCAAGGUGGAUGGACGUGGCCGCAGAAUUCGCAUGCCAGCUCUCUGCGCUGCUAGGGUUUUUCAGCUCACUCGAGAACUUGGCCACAAAUCAGACGGUGAAACCAUUGAGUGGUUACUUCAACAAGCAGAACCAGCAGUGAUCGCUGCCACAGGCACCGGCACAAUCCCUGCUAAUUUCACUUCCCUUAACAUAUCCUUGCGUAGCUCAGGCUCAAGUAUGUCAGUUCCGUCUCAGCUAAGAUCGGGGAGUUUUAAUCCAAACUUUUCAUUGCAACAACGUAGUCGGAGUUUGUUCCCAGGAAUUGGGCUAGAAACCUCACCACCACCGACAUUUUUAAGUUUCCAAUCUAGUAACAAUAUGAAUGCAGUGCUGCAAGCAAAGCAAGAAUUGCGAGACAAUUCUUCGCUGGAUUUAUCAACGGAGACAGAAGAGAGUUUAAGCAGGAAACGAAGGCCCGAGCAAGAUUUAUCAUCAUCGCAACAGCAUCAGAUGGGGAGCUACUUGUUGCAAUCCAAUAGUGGGGCAAUUCCAGCCAGUCAUAGCCAACUUCCAGCAAAUUUUUGGAUGCUGGCUAAUUCCAAUAGCAACCAAGUCGUGAGCGGAGACCCUAUAUGGACAUUUCCUUCUGUUAAUAACAGUGGUUUGUACAGGGGAACCAUGUCUAGUGGAUUACAUUUUAUGAAUUUUCCUGCUCCUGUUACCCUAUUGCCUAGCCAGCAAUUGGGGUCUACUAGUAUUGGUGGGGCUAGUGGUGGCAAUAGUGGGAUGAGUGAAUUAGGGCAUUUGAACAUGCUAGCUGGAUUAAAUCCCUACCGGCCAUCCGGUAUAUCGGAAUCGCAGGCUAGUGGGUCUCAUUCACAUCACGGUGGCGGCGGUGGAGGAAGCGAUGAUCGGCAUGAUACAACAAGUCAUCACUCAUAG